UAUGAUUUGAUGCUUAAAAACAUGCGCCUGUAGCAGCUGUGAGCACAGUGGAUCUGUGUGUGUCCGCCUCACGGGUUGUUUUCAGGGUGGAAGGGAAGGAUCUUACAUAAGAAACAUCUGCAAACAUUUACCCAAGCCUGAGAGAAGAUGGAUAAGUAUGAGAAAAUUGGGAAAAUCGGAGAAGGCUCCUACGGCGUUGUUUUCAAGUGCAGGAAUCGAGACACGGGACAGAUCGUGGCCAUCAAGAAGUUUGUGGAGUCUGAGGACGACCCCAUCAUCAAAAAGAUUGCACUGAGGGAGAUCAGGAUGCUCAAGCAACUGAAACACGUCAACCUGGUGAAUCUGAUUGAAGUGUUUCGGCGUAAACGGAGGCUACACUUGGUGUUUGAAUACUGUGAACACACGGUGCUGAACGAGCUGGACCGCCAUCCCAGAGGCGUCCCGGAGCAUCUGGUCAAGAGCAUCACCUGGCAGACGCUUCAAGCCGCCAACUUCUGUCACAAACAAAAUUGCAUUCACAGAGACGUGAAGCCGGAGAACAUCCUCAUCACCAAACACCAGGUCAUCAAGCUCUGUGACUUCGGCUUUGCCAGGAUUCUCACGGGCCCGUGUGAUUACUACACCGACUACGUGGCGACUCGCUGGUAUCGGGCCCCCGAGCUGCUGGUGGGUGACACUCAGUACGGCCCACCUGUUGACGUUUGGGCGAUUGGAUGCGUGUUUGCCGAGCUGCUGUCAGGAGUUCCUCUGUGGCCCGGGAAGUCGGACAUGGACCAGCUGUACCUGAUCAGAAAGACUCUUGGAGAUCUGAUCCCUCGGCAUCAGCAGGUCUUCAGCAACAACCAAUUCUUCUGUGGACUUUCAAUCCCAGAACCACAGGAGAUGGAAUCUUUGGAGCAUAAAUAUUCAAACCUGUCACAUCAGACUCUGAGCCUCAUGAAGAGCUGUUUGAGAAUGGACCCGUCUGAGCGGCUGACCUGUGAACAGCUCCUGCAGCAUCCCUACUUCGACAGCCUGAGAGAGAAGUGCGAGAGCACGUCUCGAGAGCAGAACCGGCCCAACUACAAGAGGAUGCAUUUACCUCGCAGACACCUUCCUCCCGGGUAUUUGCCGCAGCUGACCAGCAGCAGUAUCUUUCCAGCUCUGGACAACAGGAAGUACUACAACAACCUGCGUAAAUUCAACUACCACCUUCCAAACAUCUGAUCCGAACUCAGCCUCCCUUUUCUGAACAAAUGAAGCAGGAACUUAAACCCCCACUUUAGUUUUGUAACUCGUUCAAACCAAAAGGUUGAAGCCCCUUUCCUUCCUGUUGAUGGUGCCGUCCUGUUCUAAUGUCGGUCUAUGCACUAUAACAUCUAAACCUGGACGAGUGGGUUCCUGUGUUUCACAGCGUUACAAGCCGAUAUGUCUUAGGAGUGUCAUGACGAGGAGCAACGCUCUGCUCUGCUUGUGGUUACAGAGUAGACUGAAGGUAACACUUACUGCCUUGCCUGGUUUGCCAAAUGUGUUUUUAUAUAACGAUAGACUCUGUUAAGGUGACAUGUUUUUAGUAGAAACUUUAAUGUUUUGUUAAAUUAUGUAGGAUACAAACUUUUAACGGCUCAUGAGCAUUUUUGAAAAUAAUAUUUAUUGAUAUGACUGCAUUAUUCCACUCAUUUCACCCACCGUUACUCGCGUUUGUCAGCAGUAAUAAUAAUAAUCACAUGUUGUCUGAAUCUGGAACUUUGGUGCAAAGGAUGUCCUCAAACUUCUGUUGGCCUUCAAAAAAUUGCCAAACUUAUAUAAAUAAGAAAAGAUUUAAGUCCUAAACAUUUUCACACACGGUUCUAUGUACGCUCAUUAUGGAAUAACUUUAAAUAAAAGAGAAAAUGUCAAAGA
Messenger RNA from Nothobranchius furzeri (turquoise killifish), 1881 nucleotides. RefSeq names its product cyclin dependent kinase like 1 (CDC2 related kinase) (gene cdkl1). Gene Ontology annotation, molecular function: ATP binding; protein serine/threonine kinase activity. Gene Ontology annotation, cellular component: nucleus. Gene Ontology annotation, biological process: protein phosphorylation. Lineage: Eukaryota; Metazoa; Chordata; Actinopteri; Cyprinodontiformes; Nothobranchiidae. The record is from RefSeq and is a predicted model, not a curated record.